Molecule: messenger RNA, 585 nt
Organism: Elephantulus edwardii (Cape elephant shrew)
Lineage: Eukaryota; Metazoa; Chordata; Mammalia; Macroscelidea; Macroscelididae
Gene: AP1S1
Product: adaptor-related protein complex 1, sigma 1 subunit
Exons: 5
Coding region: 109-585 (158 amino acids)
Biological process (GO): vesicle-mediated transport; intracellular protein transport
Cellular component (GO): membrane coat; intracellular membrane-bounded organelle; AP-1 adaptor complex
Molecular function (GO): clathrin-cargo adaptor activity
Source: RefSeq, a predicted model, not a curated record
GGCGGGGCUUCAACCCAGAGGGAGGGAAGAAGGUGAAAGGAUAAGAAGCCGAGUGGAGCUGGCGCCUACGGUGGCCGAAGAGGGACGCGCCGAGCCGGAGGCUGCAGGAUGAUGCGAUUUAUGCUGCUGUUCAGCCGGCAGGGGAAACUGCGGCUGCAGAAAUGGUACCUGGCCACCUCCGACAAGGAGCGGAAGAAGAUGGUUCGGGAGCUCAUGCAGGUUGUUCUGGCUCGCAAACCCAAGAUGUGCAGUUUCCUGGAGUGGAGGGACCUCAAAGUCGUCUAUAAGAGAUAUGCCAGCCUCUACUUCUGCUGUGCCAUCGAGGGCCAAGACAAUGAGCUCAUCACCUUGGAGCUGAUCCACCGAUAUGUGGAGCUUCUGGACAAAUACUUUGGCAGCGUGUGUGAGCUGGACAUCAUCUUCAACUUUGAGAAGGCCUACUUUAUCUUGGACGAGUUUCUGAUGGGGGGCGACGUGCAGGACACUUCCAAGAAGAGUGUGCUGAAGGCCAUUGAGCAGGCAGACCUGCUGCAGGAGGAGGAUGAAUCGCCACGCAGUGUGCUGGAGGAGAUGGGUCUGGCCUAG